GUUUUCUUUCACAGAUUCGUAUUGGGCGAACAAGCGACAGCGUAGACUCAGACGAGGAAGAGAGAAAGGAUCUCGUUAUUUUUCAAGCAGGCAAAAAUGGCAGGCAGAGGGAAAUCUGUAGAGGGGAAGAAGGCAGUUUCAAGGAGUUCUAAGGCUGGUCUUCAGUUUCCUGUUGGGCGUAUCGCCAGGUUUCUCAAGGCAGGGAAAUAUGCUGAGCGUGUAGGUGCGGGCGCUCCUGUUUAUCUUGCAGCCGUUCUCGAAUAUCUUGCUGCUGAGGUUCUUGAGCUGGCUGGUAACGCUGCAAGGGACAACAAGAAGACCAGGAUUGUGCCUCGCCAUAUUCAGUUGGCUGUGAGGAAUGAUGAGGAGCUUAGCAAGCUCCUUGGAGCUGUUACCAUUGCUAAUGGCGGCGUUCUCCCCAAUAUUCACAAUAUUCUCUUGCCUAAGAAGACCGGUAGCGGCAAGGCUGGAGCCAGUGAGGCCGAGGCUUGAGGAAUUAUAAUCUGACCCCCCUUCUUUGGUGUUUAUGAACACCACCUUAAUUAAGAAAUCUUGUCAAUGUUUCGGAAGUUUUAUUUUUGUACAGAUGUUAUAAGGGUUUCUAACCGGUUAGAUGUUAGAAGAAAUUGAUGUAAAUUCUUUGCUAUGGAUUUUGUUAUUUCAAUAUAAUAUAUUAAUGCCCUAGGGGUUUCAUUUUUCAGUAA
Molecule: messenger RNA, 704 nt
Organism: Cryptomeria japonica (Japanese cedar)
Lineage: Eukaryota; Viridiplantae; Streptophyta; Pinopsida; Cupressales; Cupressaceae
Product: probable histone H2A.3
Exons: 2
Coding region: 97-492 (131 amino acids)
Cellular component (GO): nucleosome
Molecular function (GO): protein heterodimerization activity; DNA binding; structural constituent of chromatin
Source: RefSeq, a predicted model, not a curated record